AUGCCCUUCCUCAAUCUGAAUUGCUCACACAUCCCCUUUUUCCAUCCUGUUCUGAACAUUACCAUAUCUCUCAUAUCCUCUCAAUUUCCUCGUUCCCUUGACAUUAUCUUUUUUCUCCCACUAGCUGAUAGCUCUCCAAUAGCUAAUUCUUUACAAUGCUUCAUUAACUAUUCUAGGUACGUUAGCAUAAUGCAAUCAAAAGGACGAUCGGUGCAUGUCUUCGAUAUCGCGAACAGCUUCAGAAAGCUUGAUGUGAUCCUCUGCCCAAAAGACCCCAAAAUUGAGAUGAGUCGAACGCGAUGGCUAACGGUUGGGCCAAGGGGUCAAUUAUUUAUGGUCAGUGGGGACAAUGUGAAAAGUGCAGUUUGGUGUUACGUCAGGGCUAAAAAGGCCUGGAAAACUCUAAAAGAGUCUCGAAAAACUCGCUAUCAGUACGUCAGUGUGGCAGAAGAUCAAGCGGAAUACAAAGCAGUUGUUCUGUUGACUUGUGAUGCGGCCAACAAUCGUCUGCUGCUGUUCGUCGUCGACCACACCUUAUCACUUAUCAACGAGUACGAUCUCAGUAAGACUUAUCGUCUCUCAGAGCACAUUUCCAGCCCUGCAUCGGCAAUCGUAGAUCAACAUGGGAAUCUUCUUGUGCUCGACUACGCGAAUGGUAAGCUGUGGAUUCUACUCUCUGGAGUGAAGGGAGUAAGACGUCUGAAGGAGAUUCAUUUCGAAGAGCCACUGGCUGCACAAGAAGCGCUUGGAAUCAGCUCCAGUGGGGAUGAGGUAUUCGUGGCGUGCUUCAACCGAUGCGAGGUUCGUGUGACGAAGUAUCUGAACGAUGGUGUGCUGACAGCGUUCAACUCCUCUGCCAUUCGUACGUCUUCGGACAGCCGUCGAAGCGCCAGCGUCCCUCGACCGCCUGAGAGUCAGGUGUAG
Messenger RNA from Haemonchus placei, 924 nucleotides. The record is from the annotation of a GenBank genome assembly. Lineage: Eukaryota; Metazoa; Nematoda; Chromadorea; Rhabditida; Trichostrongylidae.